AACUGAAAGGUCCCAUUUAUUUUCAAUUUAUUUCUGUCCUUUUCCCAAACUCCAUCUUUUUCCUACAAACCGUGACUUGCAGUACUCUUUGUUGCCUGAUUUGAGAGAUUCACACUGAAACAGAUGCUGGACUCAUCACCUCAAAGCAAUUUCAGAGGAGAAACGAUGGGAAAAGGAGAAGGUGAUGGCAUUAGGACUGUAGAGUGUUUGAGAGGGAGAUUGCUUGCAGAGAGAGUGGCCUCAAAGGCUGCAAAAGAUGAAGCGGACCUCAUGGCCAAAAGGUUGGAUGAGCUAGAGAAGCAACUCGCAGAAGAGAUCAAAUUUAGGGAUAGGGCUGAGAAGAGGCUAAACUAUGCUCUGAAGAAGCUGAAAUCACUGAAUCUAUCGAAUCGAUCAGAGAGCUCGGCGGGUUCAUUAGAGAGUUGGAAGGCUGAUUCAGGGACCGUUGAUUCUUCUGGGCAAUGUGGAUCAGGGGAAGAGGGGGGAGAGAGGAGGAGAUCAAUGGGAGUGAAAGACGUCGAAGGAGAUGAUGGAGUUGAUAGUUAUUCCGGUGAUUCGACAAAUAAGAUGGGGGCUUUUGAUGAAGGGAGCUGGAGUUCUGUUGGGACUGGGAAUUCUUGGAUUAAGGAAUGGCGUGGUCGAGAUGAGGAUAAAAGUGGCAAAGACCAUGAGGAAUCGGUUGAUCAUGAUUCGAGACAACCUUCACACAAUGUUAACGAACAAAACAAGCCAAUGCAUCAGGAUGAACAUUCAAAUGAUAUGCUUGCUCUAGUUCCUUUGAAGAGCAUGCUGCCCAGUUCCAAUCCCCGACGUUCAGAUUUCAAUGGCGACAAUGUACAGAAUGCGCUCGUUGCACUUCGGAAUGUAAAAGAGAAACUGAGAACUUCAAUGGAGAGAAAAAAGGUGCUUCUCUAUCCUACACAAAAGCGCUUUAUGGCCAGUAUUAAGUGACAUGUUCUUGAAGACCUUUUGUAAUGAUUUUGUAAUAAUUUUCUUCACUGGAGAUCUUACUAAUAAAUUCUGUAAUGAUUUUGUAAAGAAAAGAAAGGACCAUCUUCUUUCUGUUGA
Messenger RNA from Asparagus officinalis (garden asparagus), 1068 nucleotides. RefSeq lists its product as uncharacterized. NCBI's taxonomy places the organism in Eukaryota, Viridiplantae, Streptophyta, Magnoliopsida, Asparagales, Asparagaceae. The transcript has 4 exons. Bases 124 to 951 code for a protein of 275 amino acids. The record is from RefSeq and is a predicted model, not a curated record.